GCUGCCUGCAUCGCACCGCCGGCGCAGCCCGAUCCAGUGACACAGCGUUGGGAUGUGCUGAAUGAAUGCUGGGGCUGGCCGGGACAUGUCUGAGUAGAAACCUGCAUUAUUUUCCAACACGUACAGCAUUUAACCCCCAUGUUGAGGAUGGGGCAGUGCGGCAUCACGUCGUCAAAGACGGUCCUGGUCUUUCUGAACCUGAUAUUUUGGGCUGCCGCUGGUAUCCUGUGCUAUGUUGGAGCCUAUGUCUUUAUUACAUACGAUGACUACGAUCACUUCUUUGAAGACGUGUAUACCCUCAUCCCAGCAGUGACCAUUAUUGCAGUUGGAGGCCUCCUUUUCAUUAUUGGGCUCAUCGGAUGCUGUGCUACAGUGAGAGAGAGCUACUGUGGUCUUACAACGUUUGUUGUCAUUCUCCUGCUGGUUUUCGUGACAGAAGUGGCAGUGGUGGUUCUUGGAUAUGUUUACAGAGCAAAGGUUGAAAAUGAAGUAAAUACUUCUAUCAAGAAAGUGUAUGAUGAGUACAAUGGCACCAACAGCAAUGCCCAGAGCCGUGCCAUCGACUACAUUCAAAGACAGCUUCAGUGUUGUGGGAUCCACAAUUACUCAGACUGGCAGAACACACACUGGUAUGAAGAAUCCAAAAACAACAGCGUACCCGUCAGCUGUUGCAAAACGAACGUUGGAAGUUGCACGGGAUCCCUCACUCAUCAUGAGGAUCUCUACCAAGAAGGUUGUGAAGCUCUGGUUGUGAAGAAGCUGGAGGAGAUCAUGAUGUAUGUCAUCUGGACUGCAAUGACAUUUGCUACCAUCCAGAUGCUGGGGAUGUUGUGUGCCUGUGUCGUGCUGUGCCGCAGAAGCAGAGAUCCUGCAUAUGAGCUUCUUAUUACAGGGGGAACCUAUGCAUAAAGGAGAACACAUUUCUCUCCAUAACACACACUUUCAGAACUAACAUGUCUUUGGUGAGAGCAUGAAAAUAAUCUAUUACCACACUAACCUUGAUCACCAACCACACUAAAGUUACAUAUUUUGAAGAUAUAUAUGUUACAUAUAUACGUUAUAUAUAUGUAUGUAUAUGUAUAUAUAUAUAUAUGUAUGUGUAUAUAUAUAUAUGGGAUACAUAUAUGUUUUUCCAAAAAAGCUAUAGACCAAAUUCUUUAUUGGUCAAUGUAAAUGAGAUUUAGAAAGCAUUCUGUUGCUCUGAGGAUGGCACAAGAGCGUAAAACCUCUAUUGUAUACUAUGUGUGGAGUGAAAUGUGGACAGGGCUAUUUCCUCAUGUUAGUUUGCACUAUGUGUAUGGCUUAGAAUAUUUAAUAUUUUAAUCUGUCCUGUAAAUCAAUUACAUUUCAAUUAAAUGAGUUUUACCCUUUACCUCUACUACUACUACUACUACUACUACUACUAUUAUUACUACUACUACUACUAUUCAAUGUUUACUACUACUAUUCAAUGUCUACUACUACUAUUACAGCUCACCAGCAGUAUUCUGUCAAGAAUUAGUGAACACCAAAGCCCAGGCCAAUGGCAAGUUAUUGCGUGUAAAGUGUGUAACUUAACUGGCUUUUGCUUGUCUGAUCUUUCUUUUGAGCAUCAAGCUUUUUAAUCCCCUUCAGUAUGUGGAAUUUUUCAAGUAGUGAUGCAUUCUUAACUCAAGAUAUACUUUGUCCAAUAGCUGUUUUUUUUGUCUCAAUAGUCAAUUGAUGGUUAGUUUUAGAAUUUGAUUUGCUGAUAUGUAACAAAAGUAAGACUCAAGAAUGUAAAUAAAAGUUUGAAAUGAAAUGAG
Cottoperca gobio is the source of this 1784-nucleotide messenger RNA. It is a transcript of the gene tspan3a, whose product is annotated as tetraspanin 3a. Gene Ontology annotation, cellular component: plasma membrane. The transcript has 7 exons. The coding region runs from base 139 to 909 and encodes 256 amino acids. NCBI's taxonomy places the organism in Eukaryota, Metazoa, Chordata, Actinopteri, Perciformes, Bovichtidae. The record is from RefSeq and is a predicted model, not a curated record.